Molecule: messenger RNA, 3720 nt
Organism: Equus quagga
Lineage: Eukaryota; Metazoa; Chordata; Mammalia; Perissodactyla; Equidae
Product: ribonuclease P protein subunit p25
Exons: 2
Coding region: 233-865 (210 amino acids)
Biological process (GO): tRNA 5'-leader removal
Cellular component (GO): ribonuclease MRP complex
Molecular function (GO): RNA binding
Source: RefSeq, a predicted model, not a curated record
GCGGAAGGGGCGGGGGCUCCCAGGCUCCCAGGCGGGGCCUCCGCUGAAGGUGCGGAGCUCAGGGUGCCGAGAGCGCGGAGUAGAGCAGCGCCCACUGGGGAGAAGUGGGAGACAAGGAUCGCGCCGUCCUAGCCCGCCUGCCAGCGUCCACGCGUCUCCUGCAUCUUUACCCCUUCCCGGCCCUUGCCGGACGCGACUGGCGGCCAUGCAGCCCCGGGGUUGAGGCGGCCCCAUGGCGAAGCUCGCGUCCCCGCGGUCCUGGCAACGACGGCGCAUGGAGAACUUCCGUAAGGUGCGCUCCGAGGAGGCGCCGGUGGGGGGCGGGGCCGAUGGGGGCGGCCCGGGCUCUGGCCCCUUCGCGGACCUGGCGCCGGGAGCGGUGCACAUGCGGGUCAAAGAGGGCAGCAAGAUCCGGAACCUGCUGGCCUUCGCCACCGCCAGCAUGGCGCAGCCAGCCACGCGCGCCAUCGUCUUCAGCGGCUGCGGUCGGGCCACCACCAAGACCGUCACGUGCGCGGAGAUCCUCAAGCGCCGCCUGGCGGGCCUGCACCAGGUCACGCGGCUGCGCUACCGGAGUGUGCGCGAGGUGUGGCAGAGCCAGCCACCUGGGCCCUCGCCGAGUCAGAAGCCUGGCGACCCAGCUACCAGUCUCAGUGUAGUUAAGAACGUGCCCAGCCUCGCCAUCCUACUUUCCAAGGAUGCACUGGAUCCGCGCCAACCGGGCUACCAGCCCCCUAACCCCCAUGCUGGCCCCUCUUCCCAGCCAUCCGCGCCCACAUCCAAGAGGAGCCUAGGGGAACCUGCGGCUGGAGAAGGCUCCGCGAAGCGAUCACAACCUGAGCCAGGUGCCGCGCAAGAGGACUAGACAGCCUGAGAAUUCCCGGCUCUGGGCCACCUAGAUGGACCUUGAGACGCACCUUCAGCCUUUCAGGCCUCGGUACUCUGGAGCCCACAACCUGGACACAACUCCUCAGACUGGCAGCAUGGACCCCAAGGCGACAAGAGAGGGACCCCAAGGAAGCUUCCUGGGCUGGUUGCUCCUCCACCUGUGUUGCCUGAAGACGCAGAACUCCACCUUCAGCUUUUUUGAGCCAUACUGGGACCUUCUUCAGGAGGGAAUGGUGGGCAGGGGGACUCGAGCCUUGCUCAGGGACCCCGAGGGUUAAAGGUACCCAGCAUUCAGGUGGGGGCCUCUGAGUGUGGAAGCCCAGGAGAGCUCUUGUAAUCACCCCCACCACUAGCAGCAGAGGGCAAGGGCUGAGAAACUGCUUGAGGAGAGGGGAGUCUGAGUUGUGGGGGGGCCCUAUUCUGCCCCUCGCUCCAGAACACAGUUCCCUUUCUAGUUUUCCUUCCUCUACUUUUAAGGAGCAUCCUGAAAUCGUGGCAGGGGCAUCUCCAUGGCCUCUAGCUCUUUUAACAAGCCCCCUACCCCCGGCUGGCUCAGAGGGAGAGACCCAGGACAGAAGUCUCCAUGCCUGCUCCCCUGAGCCCCACAGCUAGAGUCUUGCUUCCAAUAAAACAAAUGCAAAAAUGGCUCUUUCCCCAGGUUUUUUCCUAACCACUGUGCAGAGACUGCUCCGGCCUGCCCCCUUGUGUCUCAGUCCUCUCCAGCUUGGAAUCCUUAGCUUUUGGUGUCUUCAGGGUCAGGCACAAAGAUUGGAGAGCUUCAAAAUGGUGCAAGGGACACGUUGGCUGGUUCCUGGCUUUUCCCUAUCUCCCAGCCCUUGCUGGCUGGUUCUAGCCUCAGGGGCUUGUGGCCCAAAGGGUGCCUUUGUCCCCUUGUGCACUACCUCUAAGGGAAAUGGAGCAGCACAUUGCUUUUCUGGGAGGGGAAGGAAGCCGAGCAUUGAUGAACUCUGCUGAGGGUCACUGUCAAGGGUGGCAGACCCCACUGGGGUCCCUAAACCUGCAGCCUCCUGCCAAUAGACAGCCUUAUUCAGAAGGCUGGCACAACCCCACCCCCUGAGCCCCAUGGUAGGAUCUCCCCUUCACUGCUUUCUUUCAGAAAGGACAGCACACCCUUGGAGAGGGGAGGAGAGAGACUGAGCACAAAUCCACUGCUGGAAAUUACUAUUCAGCAGAGAAGCUGGGACUUGGGCUGUGAAUCACUGCAGGCUCCCUGAUAAGCUGCUGCCUGCAGCCCUGCACAGCUGUCUGUGGAAAGAUAACAGCCUCAUAAGCCUCGCUGCCCAGCUCCAAGUCAACUGGGGGGAGUAGGGGGAAGUGCUGUGUGCUGGAAGAACUCUAGCGAGUGAAGGAGGGGCACAUAGCUCCAGGAUCUCAGAAGCAGAGCCCACCCCAUGCAACUCGACAGCACCCCUGGAAAGGAGAUAGGGAAAAAUGUAAGUCACUUUGCUGGCAGAACCCUGAAAUAAAUUCUGCUGGUGACAAGAGUAGGUUUCUGCAGCUGACAGGAGGGGCCCUUCAGGGAGUUGUCCCCCACCCCCUUGUCUGCUUAAGCUUUUGAUCAGUGAGCCCUGUCAUCCAGAAUCUGACACUGAUCAUGCUCCUCAAUUUCUUGUUCUUGAUGAGUCCCUGGGGAGAACCAAGGGUUUUUGAGUGUGCUUCUCUGACCCUCGCAGGGGCAGCCCAAGAAGAAUAAAGAGAAUGUAAACUCUUCGGACAAGUAACGUGCUCUGGGCCUGUCCUGGGUUUCCAUAUGUAAAGUAAAUGAUAAAACUUGGAAGAGGUCCUGCAUGGUAGAAGCUUAAAGGAGACUGGUCUUGAUUCUGGAAAAGGGCCAACCUUCCAAGGCCGUUAGUGUCUGAAGUCCUGAUUGCUGGUUCACGAGGACUAUGCAGGCAGAGGCUUUCCCUUGAUGGCUUGAGUCAGACAUCAGAGGAAAUGCCUCAUCACAACUGCUCCAGGAUGAAGGCUCUGGGCUGCAACAGGAAGCCCAUAGGCUGAUGGACUAGUGAUGAUGAUCCGUGAGGCAUCUGAAGUCCAGCUACUGCUUCUCCAGAGGGACAGAAAAGCAUUUCGGGGCAGAAGAUGGUAAGAAGAGACAAAAGACCUUGAUGGCCUUGGGCAAGAUCCAGGAUGUCUGGUCUGAACUCAUCAGGGAGGGAACACCCACCAGAAGCAGCAGAAUGGCCUGGAGGUUGGGGCCACAACUGGAGGCAGACCUGGGAACAAGCAGUGGCCCCCGUAAGUGAUGUGGUAGGGGGGAUUCAGAGAUGGUCUCCAGGAUUCAUGCCCCCUGGUGUACAUGUCUUGUAUAAUCAGGGCGGAAUCUGUGAAUUUGAUGGGAUAUCAUUCCCAAGAUUAGGCUACUAAUCCAUUUACUUUGAGUCAAUCAGAAGAGAGGUUACCUUGGAUAUGCCUGAUCUGUGCCUGAUCAGAUGAAGUCUUUAAAAGGGUGAAGUGUCAUAGAGACACUCUCCUGCUAGCUUGAAGAAAUAAGCUGUGGGAUUGUGAGAGGGCCUAUGGAGGGGGCCAUGUGGUAAGGCCCAGGAGGUGGCCUCUAGGAUCUGAGAGUGGUCCUUGACUAACAGCUAGCAAGAAAAAAUGGGGACUCAGUCCUACAACGGCAAAGAACUGAAUUCUGCCAGCAACCUGAACAAGCUUGGAAGAGGACUUUGAGCUCCAGAUGAGACCACAGACCUGGCCAACAUCUUGAUUUCAGUCUUGUGAGACCCUGAGUAGAGAACCAGUAGAGUCCAUGCGUGAACUUCUGACCUGCAGACACUGAGAAAUAAUAAAUGAGUGUUGUUUUAGGUU